AUGGCAUCAACAUCAGAACUUGCUUGCGUGUACAGUGCUCUCAUUCUCCACGAUGAUGGAAUCGCCAUCACGGUACGUAAUAAUCAAAAUGACGGAAUUGUUAUAGGAUAAGUAUCGUUCAUUUUAAGUGGCUGUGAUGAACUUACACCUCUGACAUAUGAUCGUAAAAGGGUGAUUCCAUUUUUUAAAUUCUGAGCCGCUUGUAUGUGAUUAUAUUGGAAAAUUAGUUUCGAAUCCAGAUGUAAGAAUUCUGUGACAUGUUUCCAGUUUCCACGUGAAUGCUGGUUUUUGAUCGAUUUAUGCAUCAAUUUAAACCAAGUCUUUAUGAUUAAUCAAUUCAGACAUAAUUCGGUACAAGGUUGUUCUUGGUUUCAUAUUUAAAGCAUAAACAUGGUAAGCACAAUAAUUUAUUUUACGAAACUUUUUACCCUUUGACUCCAUGUGUGACCAAGACAGAAUUUCUCCUUUAUGUCCAUAUAAUAUAAAGCAGAAAAAUAACUGGAAUAAUGAAAAAUAUCUACUAGGGGACUAUUCAGGUAUACUGAAUAUAGGGGGUAAGUUUCUUAAGAAACUGUGGUAGUGUGUUGGUGGGAGAGUAUAUUGCUCUGACAAAGGGCUAAUGCUCAAAACAUCAGCCUAUUAACUCUUUACGAUGGCCAAUUUACGUCUUCAACUCAGCUGUUAACGCUAUACAACUAGUAUACCUGCUAUUCAGGUAUUCUCAAUUCUAAGAUCAUGAGAAUUGUAAGAAUUGUAAGGAGAAUUACUUAUGAGAUUUUUGGAGUGAAAGGGUUAUAUUAGCACAUAUAACUUGUGAGGAGAAAAAUGAUGAGGAAGCAUUAUUAUUUUGCAUGGUAAAGUUUAAAUUUACAGCUGGAGUUGCUAUAGAAAGUUAAUCUUGAAGCCCUGGCUGCAGUUUAAACCUAGAAAUCAGUACAAUAUUGCUUGACAGAUAAAAAUUAUGCUAUCUUAGGAUAUGAAAUGUAUUCUUGCUUUAAUAUACUAUAUUCUUACUGUUACUCAACAGGCAGAGAAGAUCGAAAAGUUAAUUAAGGCUGCCAAAGUUGAUGUAGAACCCUUCUGGCCAGGACUGUUUGCCAAAGCCUUGGAGGGACACAGUCUAGAAAGCCUUAUCCAGAGUGCUGGUGCACCUGGUGCAGGAGGGGCUGCUGCCCCUGCUACAGGAGGUGGUGGUGCUCCUGCUGCUGGUGGUGGAGAUGAGGCUAAGGAAGAAGAAAAGAAGGAAGAGAAGAAAGAUGAAUCUGAGGAAUCAGAUGAUGACAUGGGAUUUGGUGAGUUUAAA
Pocillopora meandrina is the source of this 1303-nucleotide messenger RNA. Lineage: Eukaryota; Metazoa; Cnidaria; Anthozoa; Scleractinia; Pocilloporidae. The record is from the annotation of a GenBank genome assembly.